This is a messenger RNA of Pseudogymnoascus verrucosus, 1891 nucleotides long. RefSeq lists its product as uncharacterized. The coding region runs from base 202 to 1806 and encodes 534 amino acids. Gene Ontology annotation, cellular component: membrane. The transcript has 4 exons. The record is from RefSeq and is a predicted model, not a curated record. Gene Ontology annotation, molecular function: carbohydrate:proton symporter activity. Lineage: Eukaryota; Fungi; Ascomycota; Leotiomycetes; Thelebolales; Thelebolaceae. Gene Ontology annotation, biological process: transmembrane transport; carbohydrate transport.
CCCAGACGCACAUGCACAUCAACGUGAUUACUUGGGGAAUCCAUGCAUGCCUGAGUGAACCUAUUCAGAAAUCAGUUAAUCCUUGUUUUCGUCAGAAAUCUAUAAGAGCACGUUGGUCUCCUCUUGGUCAAAUCUGUUAUAUCAGCAUUGAUCACUCAUUCAAUUUCGUCCAACUCUUCAACUAAGCAUCUGUCCAUCAAAAUGGACAAGCCAGAGCUGCACCUCAAGGAGGAUGUUCUUCAAACCGAGAGCAAAACCGAUGAGUUAAGCAACGCCGUUCAACUUGCUCACGACGCCACCGAAGGAAAGUACAAUCCCUUCACGCCGAGUAUGUGGCGUCUGUACGGCUGUCUUUGGGUCGCCUACCUUUGCGGAUGUCUCAAUGGCUAUGACGGAAGUCUUAUGGGAGGCUUGAAUGCGAUGACAACUUAUCAAGACUAUUUUGACGUUGGCGUUUCAAGUCAGCUCACCGGCCUAAUUUUCGCCAUGUACAAUAUCGGCGCUAUUCCUGCGGUCUUCUGCACAGGUCCAGUCAAUGAUCUGUACGGGCGACGAAUGGGUAUGUUCGUUGGAGCUGUAGUUAUCAUAAUUGGUACCUGCGUCCAAGCAACCGCGACCACAACCGACCAGCUUCUGGCAGGAAGAUUCGUCCUAGGCUUCGGCGUAUCCUUUUGCUGUGUAAGCGCUCCGUGCUAUGUCAGCGAGAUGGCACAUCCAGAGUGGCGAGGGACGUUAACUGGCUUUUAUAAUUGUACAUGGUACAUCGGAUCUAUAAUUGCUGGAUGGGUGGUCUUCGCCUGCUCUUAUAUCGAAACAUCCAAUGGCUUCCGCAUUCCCAUCUGGUGUCAAAUGAUCACUUCCGGCUUCGUCGCCAUCGCUGUAUGGUUCCUACCAGAGUCUCCUCGAUGGCUCAUGGCCAACGAUCGAUAUGACGAGGCUAGUGCUGUCCUUGCACGCUAUCACGGGGAGGGGUCCGCAACGCACCCACUGGUCAUGCUACAAUUGAAAGAGAUGCAGAAUCAGAUCGGAACACAGUCUUCAGACAAGAAAUGGUGGGAUUACCGUGAGCUGUUCAAUACCCAUUCUGCCAGGCGACGUCUUAUUUGCGUUCUGGGCAUGGCUACUUUCGGUCAGCUUAGCGGAAACUCGGCUACUGGCUACUAUCUACCCGUUAUGGUGAAAAACGCCGGUAUCGACGACGCACAUACCCAACUCAUUCUUAACGCUAUAUAUCCGAUAAUUUGCUUCAUCGCCGCCGUUACCGGAGCGAGAAUGACGGAUGUAAUUGGCCGUCGACCACUCUUGCUUUACAGCACCGUCUUCUGCUCUAUGAGUUUCCUCGUCAUAUUUGGGACAUCUAAGCUCGCGACCGAGAGCGCCGCCAACCGCGCUGCAGCAAACUGCACGAUUGCAUUCAUCUACGUUUUCGGGAUUGUCUUCUCUUUUGGUUGGACUCCCCUACAAUCAAUGUACAUCGCUGAAACCUUACCCACCGCAACCCGGGCCAAGGGUACAGCUCUGGGCAAUCUUGCUUCUAAUGCUGCUGGUGCCGUUUCUAACUAUGGUAUUGGCCCUGGUCUUCAAGCAAUUGGAUACUGGUUCUAUCUAGUUUUCGUCUUCUGGGAUCUUAUUGAGGUUGUCGUUAUGUAUUUCUUCUUCCCAGAGACCAAGGAGCGCACGCUGGAGGAACUUUCAGAAGUCUUUGAAGCUAAGAAUCCGGUGAAGAAGAGUUUGGAGAAGAGAGGAGCCAAUACAUUGUUGCACACCAUGCGUGUCGAGGAUCCGGCCAAGCUGAUGGAUGCCUGAGAAAACUCUGAAGUUCGCAGGAGGAAUCUUUUCCACACGCUCGCUGAUACAAAAAAUUUCAUUCUAAAAACAACGAAGAGAUUAG